Messenger RNA from Plectropomus leopardus (leopard coralgrouper), 834 nucleotides. The record is from RefSeq and is a predicted model, not a curated record. NCBI's taxonomy places the organism in Eukaryota, Metazoa, Chordata, Actinopteri, Perciformes, Serranidae.
AUGCUAUCUGCUUGGAGCGAGGGAGGAGGAGAAGGAGAGAAGACGAAGGACAAAGAUGGGAGGAGAGAUUGCAAGAGAAUUGGGAAAAACUGUCUGGAGUUAAAUUUGUCCUACCAGGAUCUUGGUGACCCCUUCCAGCAAGAGAAUUUCCUCCGGAUCCUCCGCCGGUUGAUCCGUGUGGAGAAACUACAGCUGGUUGACAACUCCCUCACCAACCUGAGUUCUGUAUGUCUGCCAAGGUGCAGAAUGCUAAACCUGCACCGUAACCACCUGGUGUGUCUGCGUCAGCUGCCAAAGCUCCCAGCAGUGGAGCACCUUUGUCUGUCUGAGAAUGCCAUCGGCUCCCUGGGGGGACUGGGAGCUCUGGGGAACAGCCCGCUCCGCUCUCUCAACCUGACCCGCAACCCAGUGACCUUCACUCAGGACUAUCGUGCACGUGUUUUCCUCUGUUUGCCAAAGCUAGAGAUCCUGGAUGGAAUCCCCAAGCUGCCAGAAGACUCUCUGCCCAUCCAACUACAGUUCCCAGAAACCACCAGGAUGUGCAACAUUUUAUGACUUUCUCUUCAUGGAUAGAUGUGUAUGGAGUCAGUUCUUGAAGCUGUUGCCUUGUUAUGUUGAACAGGAGGUUUCAUAGAGCUGCUGAAUUUAUUUACAUACAUCAUGUCACAGCAGUUGCCGAAAAACACUGACAAUGCCGUCACGGGAAAUGUAAUGCUGAUUUGCUCCAAGGCCAUAUAAAAUACUUUUUAUAUGAAGUACAAAUUAUAUAUCAUUCACCUUGUUGUUAUCUUUUUAAGUAACUUUUUAAUAUAUCCAACUUUUUUAAAAUAAUAA